UUUGAUGUUUUCAGUUUUCUCCGCGGCCCGCACCCAUUAUAUAUAUAUAUAUAGGUAGCGCACGUGGAUCAGCGUGUUAAGAGAUUUGAAUUCUCUGUUAACGAAAAUUGUCUUUUUGGUUUAAUAAACGGGGAAUCAUGGUUAAGCCCAAGCGUUUAGACAAAACAAGGAUGCGCAGGCGCACAUCUUUAGAAAUCGAAGAAGAACAGAGCAGAACAUUAUACAUUCGAUUGCCACACACGAUCAAAGAUGAACAAGAAAUCAAAGACCUAUUUUUUGGAGAUAUUAAAUUGAAGAUUCCUCGACAAUCUGCCAGAUAUUGUCAUGUAAUAUUCCCUAAUGUUGAAGAAAAAUUAAAAAACAUGAAAGCUUUAAAAAAAAAGUUAGUAGAUGGAAAACCCAUUUACGCGGGUCCACCAAAACCUAUAAAUUUAGAGAAGAAGAAAAAACCAAAGCAGAAGAAGAUUGUUGUCCCAGACCCUACAGAUGAUCCCAAAUUGGGAAAAUAUCUAUUUGUAUCAAAUAUACCUGCUGGUGUUAAGGCUUCAGAAAUAAAAGACGCGUUUCCAGGAUCUAGAACUGUUGCUUUGAUAAAGGGAUUGGUAAAUGGAAAAAGGUUAGCAAAAGUAAAGAUGUCAUCAACACAAUUAUGUCAGCAUUAUGUUAAUAAUGAAUCAGAAUGGCCUUCAUUUCGUGACACAAAAUGUUCAAUAACAUUCUCUAAGAACGUUAGCAACAGUAAGAAUAAAAAAAAGAAACCCAAGAAUAAAUCAAAACCUUUAAAGAUAUACGAUGGAGAGACAGAAGUGAAAAAUGACUCAAAAUCACCAAAAAAAUCGAAGGUGGAAGGUGAGGCUGAAGAUGUUGAUGAAACGUUAACAGAUGAUGAAGAUGAUGUUGAAAAAGAAGAUGAAGUCACAGAGGAAGAGAAUGAUGUGUCUGAUGAAGAAUAGAAGUAUGAGAAAAGGAUGAUUGUUCUAUUUGUAUAUUAAUUGUAAGUUACGUUUUUAUAAGUAAUUUAUUUUUUAUUUUCAAAAAAAGAUAUUUCAAAUAUAGUCUUGUUACAAAAUGUACGUAUCACAGAUACUUUGUUUACUUAUUAAUUGACCAACGAAAAAGUAGGAAUAAAUAUAAACCGAAUAUGUCUCUCAGUGGAACUGUAAAAAAAACAUUUAUAUAUCUUUUGUAUUGUAAAAUUAAGUAGAUAAAGAAUAUUGUUUUUAUAUUCCAUACUCUUUGACUGUUAUACAAAUCAGCAUUGUUCCAUUUGAUUCAUGUACACAUUCUAUACAUCCAUUACACUAAAAACGUGUUGAAGUAUUAAAUAGCAACUUUAAUUAUUUAAAAA
This is a messenger RNA of Nasonia vitripennis (jewel wasp), 1348 nucleotides long. RefSeq lists its product as uncharacterized. The coding region runs from base 138 to 953 and encodes 271 amino acids. The record is from RefSeq and is a predicted model, not a curated record. Lineage: Eukaryota; Metazoa; Arthropoda; Insecta; Hymenoptera; Pteromalidae. Gene Ontology annotation, molecular function: nucleic acid binding. The transcript is spliced from 4 exons.